Messenger RNA from Conger conger (European conger), 3354 nucleotides. RefSeq lists its product as uncharacterized. Lineage: Eukaryota; Metazoa; Chordata; Actinopteri; Anguilliformes; Congridae. The record is from RefSeq and is a predicted model, not a curated record. Bases 531 to 3308 code for a protein of 925 amino acids. The transcript is spliced from 3 exons. Gene Ontology annotation, molecular function: nucleic acid binding; aspartic-type endopeptidase activity; zinc ion binding. Gene Ontology annotation, biological process: DNA integration; proteolysis.
CCGACCAGGGAUCGGUACACCACUGGGGUGGAACGGCCCGUGCGCCGGCGCCAAGAGUUGGGGAUGCUGAUUCAAUCUGAAUAUUUUCCCCUGUCCUAUCUAAGUGAACGGCACCUUGGAGAGAGACCGGGAGGAGAAUCAGCACCAUGGCCAGCAACCCCCGGGGCGAGACGGGUGCGGCCGCAUUCCGCACGUGAAUGAACAAUUUGAAUUAAGCAGGAACAGCUGACACGAGUGCGGAAAGGAGAGGCGGCGUCUACAAAAGGAGCCGAAAAACGCAACCCGGGGCUCAUGACGGAGGAGGAGAGAUCCGGAGCCAGAGCACACGCAUAGGUUGACGAAACCUGGACGGAGCUAACUUACGGCGAGAGAGCCCAUGCACGCGGAGGAAACCCCCACGGACGAACCCUCAAAAGUCGCGGAUUCACCGGGUCGCCACAUAUGGUGGAGAAUGCGGGCACCCUGAUCCAAGCUACCACGAGAGAGAGGCCUGACCAAAAAGGGAAAAAUAAAUCCAGACCCGCCAGACCAUGGAGGAAGCGAUAAACGCCCUACUGCGCUCCCAAGGCGCCCUGCAGAAAGCCGUGGCAGAACUGUGCCAGAAGACGGGGCCAGGGACCCCCGCCAGAGGCCCCAAGGAGGUGCUACUAAAGCAAACGCCGGACGACGAGGUCGAGGCCUACCUGGAGACCUUUGAGCGGACGGCCCACUUAGAGAAAUGGCCCCCCGAAGCCUGGGGCUCCAUCCUGGCACCAUUCCUCAGUGGGGAGGCCCAGAAGGCUUACCGAGGCCUACCCCCGGCCGAGGCCCAUGUCUACCCCACCCUGAAGGCUACCAUCCUAGCCCAGUAUGGGUACAGCCUGCCAGCCCGGGCACAGAGGUUCCAUCAGUGGACCUACGACCCCGCCCUCCCGGCGAGGGCCCAGGUGAUGGCCCUGGGGCGGUUGACCAAGAGCUGGCUAGUGGAGGGCGACGGACCGGCCCUCCUCGACCGGGUGGUGCUGGACCGCUGUGCCCGGAGCCUGGCACCAGAACUCAAAAAAUACGUGGCCCAACAGGGGCCCCGGACCAUUGAUGGCCUCGUCAACCUCCUCGAGAACCACCAGGUGGCCCAGGAGAUGAUCCGAGCGACGAGAAUGGACAGCCCCCGAAGACCUCCAGCAGCGGUCCGACCGGAGCCGCGGACCAGACCCCAGUGGAAGGAGGACGCCCGGACGGAGAUGGGCCGGAGGAGGGAGAUGAGGCGGUGCUUCUCCUGCGGCCAGGAGGGCCAUCUAAGCCGGGACUGCCCCGGCAGGGAGGAGUCCAUGGCCACCGCUCCCGAGAGUGGCAGACCCUGCCACUACCUCACCACCUGCUGGGCCCACCAGGGCACGGCAGCCCCGAGACUACCCAUCAGGAUCGGGGGCCAAGACGCAGAGGCCCUGCUGGACUCCGGGAGCGCCAUAACGCUGGUGAGACCCACCCUAGCCGGAGAGAGUCGCAGUGAGACAAUCGCCGUCACCUGUAUACAUGGCGAUGUGCGGCACUACCCCACCGCUGAGGUAACAAUAACCACCCCUAGGGGGCAAUUCACAGGGAAGGUGGGCGUGGUGGAAAACUUGCCGGUGGCCGUGCUGUUGGGGCGAGAUUGCCCGCUGUUCCGGAGCUACUGGGAUGAGAGGCCUACACCGGGGAGGGCCGCUGCCAACCCCCCACCCCGCCGUCGGGGUCACCGAGGGCCACACCCGGUCUGGGUUGCCCCGUCUGGGGAGAGUGACGGAGAGGAGACCACCACCCCCGCCCGGAGACGACCCACCGCGCGACCCCACACGGGGACCACGGACACCGCCCAGGAGGGCCCGACCCCCCGGCCACCCCUGGGGCCCGAAUCCAGCAGCACCGGGGAAUUGUCGGAGUUCCAACCCGAGACAGAAAGGGCCCCAACCGAGUUUGGCGCCGCCCAACUACAAGACCCCAACCUUGCCCAGGCCUGGAAGGCUGCAGCAUAUAUCGAGGGCGUCCCACAAGACGGGGUGAGUAGACCGGCCCUACCCUAUUUCCAAGUACAGAAUGGCUUCCUGUAUCGUGUCUGCAGGAUCAACGAUGAGAAGGUGGAGCAGCUGCUGAUACCCCAGACGCACACCUCCAAGGUACUAUAUCUUGCCCACACCCACCUGUUGGGGGCGCACCUAGGGCGCGAGAAGACGCAGGAGCGGAUUAUGGCCCGCUUCUACUGGCCGGGCGUCAAGAGGGCUGUAGAGGACUACUGCCGGCAGUGUGCGACGUGCCAACUGCACAGCCCGAAGGUAACAUAUCGCAACCCCCUGAUACCCCUCCCCAUCAUAGAUGUGCCCUUUCGCAGGAUUGCCAUGGACAUAGUGGGACCCCUACCCAAGUCUAGCCGGGGCCACCGCUACAUCCUGGUGAUCCUAGACUACGCCACCCGAUACCCGGAGGCGGUGCCGUUACGGGCCGCGACAGGGAAAAGUGUCGCGAGAGAGCUUUUCCUGCUGUUUAGCCGGGUGGGGAUAGCAGAGGAGGUGCUGACUGACCAGGGGUCCUGCUUCAUGUCUGGGGUGAUGAAGGAAAUGUGCAAACUGCUACACAUCAACCAAAUGAGGACGUCAGUCUACCACCCCCAAACGGAUGGGCUGGUGGAACGGUUCAACAAGACCCUGAAGAUGAUGAUGAGGAAGAUGAUAACCACCGACGGUAAGGACUGGGAUCACCUACUGCCUUAUUUAAUGUUUGCCAUACGGGAGGUCCCCCAGGCAUCCACAGGAUACGCCCCCUUCGAGCUACUCUACGGGAGGCGGCCCCGAGGGCUCCUGGACCUCGCCAAGGAGGCCUGGGAACAGCAGCCGUCCAGACAGCGCUCCCUGGUGGAGCAUGUGGUUGACAUGGACCAACGGAUGGCGCGCAUCUGGCCGAUGGUCCGGGAGCACAUGACCCAGGCCCAGGCAGAGCAGGCCAGGCUGUACAACCGGAAUGCCCAGGUGCGUGAGUUCCAGCCCGGAGACAAGGUGAUGGUCCUGAUCCCCACGAGUGAAUGUAAGUUUCUGGCCAAAUGGCAUGGCCCCUACGAGGUGGUGGCCAAGGCGGGGCCCGUCAAUUACACCGUCCGACAAGUAGGGAGGAGACACACCCUCCAACGGUACCAUGUCAACCUGCUGAAAAAAUGGCAUGAACCUGUGCACGUCUCUGCUCACUCAUGUCUGACCACAGGGGGCGCCACCGGACCACCGGAGGUGACCACGGGAGACCAGUUGACGGAUAGACAGCGCCAAGAUCUCCGGGAGAUGACGGCAUCAAAGGCGGGCGACUAGGCGAGGAAGGACGGCUUCAGCGGCCAGGGCACCGCCGGGACAGAGC